Molecule: messenger RNA, 4376 nt
Organism: Helicoverpa zea (corn earworm)
Lineage: Eukaryota; Metazoa; Arthropoda; Insecta; Lepidoptera; Noctuidae
Gene: Xdh2
Product: xanthine dehydrogenase-like
Exons: 8
Coding region: 121-4155 (1344 amino acids)
Molecular function (GO): FAD binding; 2 iron, 2 sulfur cluster binding; xanthine dehydrogenase activity
Source: RefSeq, a predicted model, not a curated record
UAGUACGGUCGCGAUUCUACGUCAGUGAGACGAGAGCGGCACGUUGUAUCGGACGCCGUCCCUGCUAUUUAUUAAGAAACCGGUUACUAGUAUCGACUAAAUCAAUGCGCAAAAUAUACAAUGGAUUUGAUAAGCAGAUUGAUACCUGAAGAUGCGCAAAGGACUUUGGUGUUCUUCGUCAACGGGAAAAAGGUCGUAGAAGACAAUCCAGAUCCAGAAUGGACACUACUAUUUUAUCUUCGCAAAAAACUUCUGCUAACGGGCACAAAAUAUGGAUGCGGAGAAGGAGGCUGCGGUGCAUGCACAGUCAUGGUUUCUCAAUAUUUGAAGAACGAAAAUCGUGUCAAACACAUUGCGGUUAAUGCAUGUUUGACACCUGUUUGCGCCAUGCACGGCUUAGCAGUCACUACCGUUGAAGGGAUUGGUUCUACACAAGAACGCUUGCACCCUGUCCAGGAGAGGAUUGCGAAAGCUCAUGGAUCUCAAUGUGGCUUCUGUACACCCGGCAUAGUAAUGUCUAUGUAUGCUCUACUUAGAAACAAGGGCAAAAUUAAUUAUAGUGAUAUAGAGACGGCCUUACAGGGAAACCUCUGCAGAUGCACUGGUUACAGACCAAUCAUUGAGGGGUUCAAAACAUUUGUAGAAGGAUGGGAAAGGCAUUACUGCCGUGAAAGUGGAAGCACUUCUUGUGCAAUGGGCGCUGACUGUUGUCGAAAUAAGACAGCUAAAAAUAAUGAUGCCGAACUGUUUAAUAAAUCUUCAUUCAAACCAUACGAUCCUUCUCAAGAACCCAUUUUCCCACCAGAACUAAAGAUAGAUGCCAGUUACUCGGAAGAGUAUCUAUUUUUCGCUGGAGAACAUGUUACAUGGAUACGGCCAAAAACGCUUGAUGGUUUACUCAAAAUAAAAUCCACCGAUCCAUCUUCAAAAAUUAUUGCUGGCAAUAGUGAAAUAGGAGUAGAAGUUAAAUUUAAAAAGAAAGUCUAUCCAGUGUUGCUGUAUCCAUUAAUUAUAUCGGAAAUGAACUUUUGCACUGUAUCGGAUCAGGGUAUUGUAAUAGGGGCUACAACAACGUUAAAUGAAUUGUCCAGUUUUCUCCAAAAACAAAUUGAUGAAAAUCCCACUAAAGCGAAAAUAUAUGCAGCAAUAAAAGAAAUGCUUCAUUGGUUUGCUGGUGAUCAAAUCCGUAAUGUGGCGUCUCUUGUGGGUAAUAUAAUAACAGCUAGUCCAAUAUCAGACUUAAAUCCCAUCCUGAUGGCAUGUUCCGCUGUACUGAACAUUCACAGCAAGAGUAGGGGUGAAAGAAAAGUUAUUGUCGAUGAUAAUUUCUUUAAAGGAUAUAGAAAAACUGGACUCGACGAUGACGAAAUUGUCGUAUCUGUUGAAAUUCCGUUCACCAAAAGUCUGCAAUAUUUUAAAGCGUAUAAACAAGCUCGACGAAAAGAAGACGACAUUUCUAUAGUAACGUCUGCGUUCAAUGUUACCUACGAUCCAAUUACCAAAUCAGUAUUAAAUGCAACAUUAUGUUACGGUGGUAUGGGACCCACUACUAUUUGUGCUAAAGCUACUUCAGAAUUAAUUAAAGGAAAAGGAUGGAAUAAAGAAAUGCUAAAUGUAGCAUUUGAAUCUCUAACAAACGAAUUGCAACUAGAUAUUUCAGCGCCUGGAGGAAUGGCCGAUUAUCGGAAAUCACUCUGUUUGAGUCUAUUUUUUAGGUUUUAUUUAUAUGUGUUACAAAAUAUCAACCAACCUAACACUUCUGAGAACAUGAAUGUGAAUGAAGAUUUUAGCGGUGUUGAAGAAAUAGCAAUAAAUCAUCCAUGCAGUUCACAAUACUUUGAAAUUAAGAAUAACGAUCAGGUAGCAUCAGACGCUGUUGGGCGACCAAUAACACAUACGUCAGCCCUUAAACAAGCCACUGGUGAGGCGAUAUAUUGUGAUGAUAUUCAUCCCGUUACAGGAGAGCUAUACUUAAAGCUAGUUUUCAGUACAGAAGCACAUGCAAGAAUUAAAUCAAUUGAUGCUAGUAAAGCUAUUUUGGUGCCAGGAGUAAAAGCAUUCCUGUCUGCCGCUGAUUUAGAUAGAGAAUGUAAUAAAUUGGGUCCUAUAAUAAAAGAUGAAGAAAUAUUUUCUAGCAAACUGGUUACUAGUCGUGCUUGUGUAAUUGGAGCAGUCGUGGCUAAUUCAGAAAGUGCAGCUAGGAGAGGAAAGGAUUUAGUAGUUGUUAAAUAUGAGCGCAUAGAGCCCGUUAUUGUAACGCUCGAAGAUGCAAUAACGCACGGUUCAUUUUUCUCCGGGUAUCCACGGAUUAUUCGAAAAGGCGACUUAAAUGAGGCACUUGCAAAAUCAAGUCAUGUUGUAGAAGGACACGUAAGAAGUGGUGCACAGGAACACUUUUACCUUGAGACUAUUUCUGCUUACGCUAUAAGAAGAGAAGAUGAGCUUGAAAUUACAGCUACAACACAAAACCCAGAGGAAGUAGCACAUAUAGCUUCGGCAGCACUUCGAAUACCUAACCAUAAAGUUGUUGCUAAAGUUAAAAGGGUCGGAGGUGGUUUCGGUGGUAAAGAAACAAGAGCUACUAUAUUGGCUAUACCCGUUGCUAUAGCGGCAUAUAAGCUAAAGACAGCUGUUAGAGCUGUACUAGACAGGGAUGAAGAUAUGCAGGCUUCUGGGUAUAGACAUCCUUGUUUGAUCAAAUAUAAAGUAGGAUUUACCGAAGACGGAAAAAUAACUGGUGCUAAAUUUGAGAUUUAUGGUAACGCAGGCAAUUCCAUGGACAUAUCUUGCUCGAUGAUGGAAAGGGCGAUAGUGCACGUUGACAAUUGCUAUUUCAUACCAAAUGCGGAGGUACAUGGAUAUCUUUGUAAAACCAAUAUGCCUUCGAAUACAGCAUUCAGAGGCUUCGGUGCUCCUAAGGCAAUGCUCGCUGCAGAAACCAUGAUGCGUCAUAUAGCUUCAACAUUAGGAAAGACUUAUGAACAGAUAGUUCAAAUAAAUCUUUACCAGGAGGGUGCAAUGACACAUUUUAACCAGAAGCUGACGUACUGUACUUUACCAAGAUGUUGGAAUAAAUGUAUUGAAACUUCUCAUUAUUGGAAGCGGAAGAAAGACGUUGAGGAAUUUAAUAGGCAAAAUAGAUGGAAAAAGAAAGGGCUCAGCUUGGUUCCAACUAAAUAUGGUAUAUCUUUCCAAACCGAUGUUUUAAUGCAAGCAGGUGCACUUUUGUUGGUGUAUAAAGAUGGAUCUGUCCUGCUUUCAAUAGGAGGAAUAGAAAUGGGUCAAGGACUCUUUACAAAAAUGAUACAAGUUGCGUCACGAGUGCUUGAAAUAGAUUACACGAAAAUUCACAUUAGCGAAAUGUCGACAGAUAAAGUUCCAAACAGUUCUCCAACUGCUGCAAGUAUCAGUUCUGAUCUUUAUGGCAUGGCAGUUGUAGAAGCGUGUAAAUCGUUGAAAGCAAGGCUAGAACCAUUUAAAGCAAAAAAUCCGACUGGUAAAUGGGAAGACUGGGUCAUAGAUGCUUGGGUGAAUAGAGUACAAUUAUCGGCCACUGGAUUUUAUGCUGCUCCAAAGAUAGAAUAUAACCCAGAGACGAAUUCCGGAAAUCUAUUUGAAUAUUUUACUUAUGGAGUGGCUUGUUCUGAAGUAAUCAUCGAUUGUCUGACGGGCGAUCAUCAGGUCCUUCAAACAGAUAUCGUUAUGGAUGUCGGAGAAAGUUUGAACCCUGCCAUAGAUAUAGGACAAAUAGAAGGUGCUUUCAUGCAAGGGUAUGGCUUUUACACAUUGGAGGAAAUGGUAUUCUCAGCUAACGGGGAAGCACUUUCACGAGGCCCUGGAGCAUAUAAGAUACCAGGAUUUUCAGACAUUCCGAAAGUGUUUAACGUUUCUUUGCUCAAGGGUGCACCGAAUCCACGUGCAGUCUAUUCAUCAAAGGCUGUGGGAGAACCGCCGCUAUUCCUUGCAGCAUCAGUAUUUUUCGCAAUCAAAGAAGCGAUAAAGGCAGCUCGGCUAGACCGUGGAGAAUCUCCAGACUUUGUGCUGGAUUCACCAGCAACAUGCGCUCGAAUUAGGAUGGCUUGUGAAGAUCUGAUUACUAAACAGGUGAAACCUACAAUAACCACCAAAGGAAAACCUUGGAAUGUUAUCGCUUGAAGAUCUGCAUUCAAUAAAUAUUGUAUAGCGGUAUAUUAUACCUAAUGAUUAAGUCUUAUUCACUGUUUUGAGAACUAUGAUGUAAAUAUGUUAUCACUGUAUUUGAUGUUACAUAAUUUCAGUAAAUACUGAUACUGCUAUUUUUAAGAGCAUGUGUGUGCUACAUACAAAACUUCGCAAAAAGAUUAAAAAAUACGUACAUAAUAUAUCUAUUGCAUGUU